AGGAUCUACUAUAGUCCCGGGCAGCCAUGCGAACACACUAGUGCUCCCUGACAGGAGACAGGCAUCUGGAGAGGUAAGAUAUGCAUUGUUCUAUUCAUAUCAUUAGCACAACAGUAUUUAGUUGUAGUCAAUACAUAUGUUUUUCUUUUACCGUUCCCUUUCCGCUGCUGUGAAAUUGGCUGUCCAUGGUGCUGACAUUUUUUUUUUUUGUGUGGGUGAUUUUCUUGAAUUAAUGUUUCGCAAACAAAUGCAAAUAAUCACUCGGCUUGUUCUGAAUAAACACUGUAUUCCACAUUCAGUUAGUAUCCUUACGUUCAGCCACAUGCUUUGUAUUAAGUGAGGCCAGAUUUACAAUGCGUGUCUCCUGUUCUAACAAAGCAUUUGAUUGCAGGUGUUAUUGUUUGUCUUCAUCGAUUAUCCAUUAACCACACACCUGAGUCGCACGCUGAUUAUGGGUGUCUGAGAAACAUACCAUGUUACGUUGUAUGAGGAAUGCCUGAUCCUAUGAGGGACGCAUGGGAAGGGGGGUUGUAAUCAACUCAUCGUCUGUUCUAACUGUACUAAUUGCAGCAUGGGCAAUCAGGCAUAUUGCAGUUUAUUUUAAUAGCGAAGAAGUUAGUAAAGCGAAACAUUUGGGAUUUCGUAUGGUAUUGUUGCCCACUGGUCACAUGGUGUCAGUGUGGCCUAAAUGGUGGUUGUGUUGCUCAUUCUGUAGAGGCCCUGCCCAUCUCUGGAUCAUCUCUUAUCGAGGAGGUACGCAGACGGAGUACACAUCAUAGGCUAUGUAUCAAGUAAUAUGAACAGCAGUUAAUAAUAUGUAUGUGUGAAAGCUUACAUUUGAGAAUCGUGAAAUGGAUCUUAUCAGACUGGUUCGAUGAGCAAUUGGUUCACUCUAUUUUGCUAAAAGAAAGCCUUCAUUUUUUUUGCUUCACAAUGGAAGAACGAAGACAAAGGCGCCGAGUGAGCUGCUGGUGGGUUGUCGGGAUUUUGUUGCUGUGCUGUGGAGAACGGAUUUUGGCUCAGUUUAGAUACUCUGUUCCAGAGGAAGUACAAGUCGGAUCCCCAGUCGGAAAUGUUGCCAAGGAUUUAGGGCUUGACAUCAACACUUUGACGGACCGGCGGUUUCGUAUUGUUUCGGGGCCCAACCAUGCUCUGUUUCAAUUAAACCAAAACAAUGGAGUGUUGUAUAUUGGACAUAUUGUGGACCGCGAAGAGCUCUGUGAUGGAAUCAAGGUUUGUUUGAUAAACCUAAAAAUUGUUGUAGAAAGCCCACUGGAAGUACAUUACGUUGGCGUUGAAAUAAUAGAUAUUAAUGACCAUUCACCGAUUUUUCCAGAAAGUGAGCAGAAACUGGAAAUAGCAGAGCAUACUCCUCCGGGUACUCGUUUCCAAAUCCAUGCUGCUAGAGACCCUGAUAUCGGUCCACAGUCAGUUCGAUUAUAUAAGUUGAGCACAAAUGAUUUUUUCGAUAUUGAAAUAAGAGACAGCGAGGAGGACAAGAUACCAUUUUUAGUCCUGAAAAAGCCCCUAGAUAGGGAGCAAAAGUCAGAACACCAUUUAGAGUUAACGGCUCUUGAUGGGGGCAGUCCGUCGAAAUCUGGGAGCCUUAAUUUGACUAUCACUGUGCUGGAUGCAAAUGAUAACCGCCCUGUGUUCAGCAAAGACAUAUACACUGUGUCAUUAGAUGAGAAUGCCCCGAUAGGAACUCUGGUAAUACAAUUAAACGCUACAGAUUUAGACGAAGGGUCGAACAGCGAAAUUGAAUACACGUUUGGAAAAACACAGAAGAAAAAAGUCCAUGAUACAUUUGAAUUAGACAGCGUCACUGGUGAGAUUCGAGUGAAAGGAAAAGUGGACUUUGAGGACACGGAGAUUUAUAGACUGGAUCUGCAGGCAUCAGAUAAAGGCCAUCUUCCUUGGACGGCCGAAAGUAGAGUAGUGAUAAAAAUAAAAGAUGUGAAUGAUAACCAGCCAGACAUUGAGGUAACAUCAUUGUCCAACUUAGUCCUAGAAGAUUCAAAGCCUGGCACAGUAAUAUCACUUAUUAGUGUUACGGACAAAGACUCGGGCUUAAAUGGUAAAGUUAUUUGUAAAAUCUUGGAUAAUGUUCCGUUUGAUUUGACGCCAUCCAUUGAGGAAAACAUGUACUCUCUUGUCACAAAGGGGCGUUUAGACAGAGAAAUUGUGUCCAGUUAUGAUAUCACAAUAACAGCUACGGACUGUGGUGAACCUCCUCUUUCCACAAGAAAAUCCUUGAGUAUUCAGGUGUCAGAUGUAAAUGACAACAGGCCACUUUUCAGUCACAAUCCAUUUGAACUUUAUUUGGUGGAAAACAAUACCCCGGGCGCAUCAAUAUUUUCUGUAAGCGCUGCUGACAGUGAUCUGAAUGAAAAUGCUGCAAUAGCAUACCACAUUGUGAGAGGUAAUGGGCUGCAUCGUGAUAUGACAUCGUUCCUGAAUGUAAAUUCGGAAAACGGACAUAUAUCCGCACUAAAAAGUUUUGACUUUGAAACGCUGAAAACGUUCCAUUUCCAAGUUGUUGCCACAGAUUCCGGAACUCCGUCACUAAGCAGCAACGUCACAGUGAACGUGUUC
Molecule: messenger RNA, 2595 nt
Organism: Anarrhichthys ocellatus (wolf-eel)
Lineage: Eukaryota; Metazoa; Chordata; Actinopteri; Perciformes; Anarhichadidae
Product: protocadherin alpha-3-like
Exons: 1
Biological process (GO): homophilic cell-cell adhesion
Cellular component (GO): plasma membrane
Molecular function (GO): calcium ion binding
Source: RefSeq, a predicted model, not a curated record